AUGAAGUGGUACCUCGAUAGGUACCUUUUCCCCCUCUCCGGACGUCCCUGGUUUCCUACGCUGCUGACAGCACCGCGGCGUCGCGUUCGGCCAUGGCUAACUCGAUUCAGUACACACCGCGUCUCACCUUACGAAACACCUGACUAUCGCGAACGUCCGCCAGUCGGUGCGCGCACUAAUUGUUUCCAUCCCGUAUCAACAAGUAUUCUGUGUCUGUCAUCGAAAGAAGUGACAACCGCGUGA
Acanthoscelides obtectus is the source of this 243-nucleotide messenger RNA. Lineage: Eukaryota; Metazoa; Arthropoda; Insecta; Coleoptera; Chrysomelidae. The record is from the annotation of a GenBank genome assembly.